Messenger RNA from Triplophysa dalaica, 2081 nucleotides. It is a transcript of the gene khdc4, whose product is annotated as KH domain containing 4, pre-mRNA splicing factor. Gene Ontology annotation, molecular function: RNA binding. NCBI's taxonomy places the organism in Eukaryota, Metazoa, Chordata, Actinopteri, Cypriniformes, Nemacheilidae. The transcript is spliced from 14 exons. Bases 109 to 1827 code for a protein of 572 amino acids. The record is from RefSeq and is a predicted model, not a curated record. Gene Ontology annotation, cellular component: nucleus.
GCGGAAGUGACGUGACCAGUGUGUUUCCGCUUUGUGUGUGCUCGAGAGAAGCAGUGCGCUUCGGUUCUACUUUAAUCGGAAUCAGAAGCUCAAAUCCAGACACGUCAGAUGUCACACACGGGCGGGCGUCGCAGUAAAUGGGACCAGCCCGGCCCGGUGUCCUCCGCCGAGGGAGAUGGAGGUUCUGCCCCCACAGGAGCUCUGGACGCAGCUGCCGCCGUGGCUGCCAAGAUCAAUGCCAUGCUGGUGGCCAAAGGCAAACUGAAGCCGUCUCAGAUCAACAGCAUCACACCGGUGGAUAAAGUUGUUGGUGUUGGUGGGAAUAAAGUGAAGGAUGAACUGGUGGUUGCAGAGGUGGAAAUCAACGACGUUCCGCUCACCUGUCGGAACCUGCUGACGCGAGGACAAACACAAGAUGAGAUCAGCAGAGUGAGCGGAGCGGCCGUCUCCACCAGAGGACGCUUCAUGUCAACAGAGGAGAAAGCCAAAACUCUGCCCGGCGAACGUCCGCUCUACCUGCAUGUUCAAGGACAGACCAGAGAGUUAGUGGACAAGGCAGUUAACAGAAUUAAGGAGAUCAUAACAAACGGUGUGGUGAAAGCAGCCACCGGCUCCUCCUACACCCCAGCGACAGUCACGGUUUACCAGCACACCACAGCGCCAUCCGCAGCGCCACCUGCUGCACACAAAACACAUUAUCCUGGAGGGAUGCAUUAUGUGCAGGAUAAGGUGUUUGUGGGUCUGGAUCAGGCCGUUCAGGGGUUCAGUGUGAAGGAGCGUGUGGAGGGUCCGGCCUGCUCAUACCUGCAGCACAUUCAGACUGAAACGGGAGCAAAAGUCUUUCUGAGAGGAAAAGGUUCAGGCUGCCUGGAACCCGCGUCUGGACGAGAAGCCUUUGAGCCCAUGUACAUAUACAUCAGCCAUCCGAAAGCAGAAGGCCUUGCAGCUGCCAAAAUCCUGUGUGAAAAUCUCCUACAGACUGUUCAUGCAGAGUAUUCUCGCUUUCUGAAUCAGAUGAACAUUGUGACGCCCAUACAGGGUUUCAUCCAGCCUUCCCCUGUUAAUGGAAUGCCCCCACAGCCCCAAUAUUACCCACCCAUAGGGUACCAGCCCUCUUACCCCACGCCCGUCCUGCCCCCUCAGCCCGUGACCCCUCAGUAUUCAGUGCUGCCUGCAGUGCCAGUGUUGCCACCGCUGAGUGCCCAGUACCCCAUCCCACCUGCCCCCUCCAGCAUACCAGCACAGACUCUCCCUUCUGCUACAUUUCCCCCUGCUGCUAUGGCUCCGCCCAAAGCCACACCCCCUCCCACUCCACCAAACCCUCCACAGAAACGUCGCUUCACGGAGGAGGUGUCGGAUGAAACGGACCUUGGCCUUCUGGGAUAUCAGCAUGGACCCAUUCAUAUGACUAAUUUAGGUGCAGGCAUGUCUGUGGGCAACUCUGAGACGUCAGGACUCCCGUCUGCUGCUUCCUCUGGGUCUGACAAACAGAGGAGCAGUAGACAGAUGAUGCCGCCUCCGUUUAUCCCAGCGCCGGUGAGACCACAAAAACCAGAAGAGAGAAAACCAGCACCAAACCACAUGGAGGUGCAGGUGAAGCGUGUCAGGACCGGUCUGGUGGCGUAUUCCGGCGAUUCCUCCGAUGAAGAGGAAGAUCACAGACCCUCCAAUGUAGACGGGUCAGGUAACACGGGUGUAGGCUCCUCAUCUGGGGGGUGGACGUUUCGCUCCCCGCCAUCUCCUCAUCCCCGCCCUAAAACACAACAACAACAACAACAGCAGCAACCUCAACAACAGCAGUCUAUGCCAUUCUGGAUGGCACUGUAACACACGCACACACACACACGCACACAGAGGCUCUGUUGUUGAAAGAACGGACUCAUCCAGCCUUAAAGACUCUGAGGAUUGUGGGGCACUGGAGCUCAUCUGAAGAAUCAAAACGGUCCAGAUAUCAGCACUGCUCGUUUGUUUUUUAAGUAGCUUUCAACUCUCUGUAGUUUCUAGUUUCUCUUGAAUCAGAUUGAUUUGUAACUCUGUUUCAUCUGUGAACUUCUCAUGAGAAAUAAAUCAAACUGCAUUCA